Molecule: messenger RNA, 4648 nt
Organism: Cololabis saira (Pacific saury)
Lineage: Eukaryota; Metazoa; Chordata; Actinopteri; Beloniformes; Belonidae
Product: sodium-coupled neutral amino acid transporter 3-like
Exons: 18
Coding region: 381-1958 (525 amino acids)
Biological process (GO): amino acid transmembrane transport; L-glutamine transport; histidine transport
Molecular function (GO): L-asparagine transmembrane transporter activity; L-histidine transmembrane transporter activity; L-glutamine transmembrane transporter activity
Source: RefSeq, a predicted model, not a curated record
GAACCCGAGCGCUCCUCACAUCCCACUUUUUAUCAGAAGAUUGGGCUACUAGGACAAUUUAGUGGUUAGGAAAACACAUGACAGUGAAGUGAGGCGGCUGGCGGGGACGAAGGACGGACGCGAGGAGGCAGGACUGCACGCUGCGAGAGAAUAUUGGAAGAUUCGCAGGUAUUCGGAGUUUCCAGAGGGCACUGUUACAGCUGCAUGCUGACCUGCAUGAGACAAAGUACCCAUUGUCUCCUCCUUGGUGACUGGCAUCAGGGAUUCUCUAGGCAGCAGAUCCAAAGAACAUAAAAAACCUCUAUCUUGUUACUGAAUAUUCAGAGAAACUCAAACACCUCCACAUUAUAACAGCCAGAUUAAUACUUAGCUGAGCAGAUAUGAGUGAGGAUAAACCAGCAGAGACGGUGGAAAAUUCCCCAGCGGAAGUGAACGCCAUUCCUAAUGGGAAAGGCCAUGAGGUUGGGGAGGAGGUCACACCUUUGGCCAAGACUCCACCUGCAGAAGACGGUGUAAAAGAAACUGUAGCCAAUAGUGCCCAGAAUGCUAGUCUUCACAGAACUGAAAAUGCAGAAGCCAACCAUCCAGAGAGCCAGGACUUCCUAUCAGGUGUGGACGACAAGAAGACGACACGCUUUACAGAUUUUGAAGGAAAAACCUCAUUUGGGAUGUCUGUCUUCAACCUGGGAAAUGCAAUAAUGGGAAGUGGAAUUCUAGGACUUGCAUAUGCAAUGGCCAACACAGGAGUCGUCCUGUUCCUGUCACUCCUAACAGUGGUAGCAGUCCUUUCAUCAUACUCCAUCCAUUUACUGCUGAAGUUAUCUGGUAUUGUAGGUAUUCGUGCAUAUGAGCAGCUUGGCUACAGGGCUUUUGGGACCGCGGGGAAGAUGGCGGCAGGUAUUGCCAUCACGCUACAGAACAUUGGAGCCAUGUCCAGCUACCUUUAUAUAGUUAAAUAUGAAUUUCCUCUGGUCAUCCAGGCAUUUCUGAAAGUGGACAACCCUGCAGGAGAAUGGUUCCUGAAUGGAAACUACCUGGUUAUCAUUGUUUCUGUGGCAGUGAUAUUACCUCUGGCCCUCAUGAAACAACUAGGAUACCUUGGAUACACGAGUGGCUUCUCACUGAGCUGCAUGGUUUUCUUCCUGUCUUCUGUCAUCUACAAGAAGUUCAAUACACCUUGUCCAUUUGUGGACUUUGCAUUUAACAGCACUGCCGCCGUAAUGAAUGUCAGCACCACCGACCCUGGGGGGGAGGUUGAUCCGUCCUGUAUACCCAAGAUGGCCAACCUCAACUCACAAACGGCCUACACCAUACCCAUCCUGGCCUUCGCCUUUGUGUGCCACCCUGAAGUACUCCCCAUCUACACAGAGUUGCGCAAUCCCACUAAGAAAAAGAUGCAGCAUGUGGCCAACAUCUCCAUCGCAGUUAUGUACAUCAUGUACUUCCUGGCUGCUCUUUUUGGAUACCUAACUUUCUAUGGUGAGGUGGAAGCAGAGCUGCUCCACACCUACAGCCGCAUUGACCCGUAUGACACUUUGAUUUUGUGCGUGCGUGUGGCUGUGCUCACUGCCGUCACACUUACAGUGCCAAUCGUGCUCUUUCCUGUACGAAGAGCGAUCCAACAGAUGAUGUUUCCUAACAAAACCUUCAAUUGGCCUCGUCACAUUGCCAUUGCUGUCGUUCUGCUCACUUUCAUCAACCUGCUGGUUAUCUUUGCCCCCAAUAUCCUUGGCAUCUUUGGGAUUAUUGGUGCCACGUCUGCCCCCUGUCUCAUCUUCAUCUUCCCUGCAGUCUUCUACAUUCGCAUCGUACCCAAAGAAGAGGAGCCAAUGCGCUCGGCUCCUAAAAUCCUAGCUGCCUGUUUCGCUGGGAUUGGCUUCCUGUUCAUGAUAAUGAGUCUCAGCUUUAUCAUCAUUGACUGGACAUCAGGAACCAGUAAAGCCAGCAGCGGUCACUAAGGACCUUUUUUUCUCAUCCUUUUUUUCAGGUUUUAUAUCGUUGAUUUGAAUCUGUGUUGUAAUGUUCCUGUUUUUACUUUCAAUUGCAAGUGUUUAAUAUGCCCCGUCUUUUUCAUUUGAGAAUAUUGGCCACAGGAACGAGAGUUCAAGGUGACUCUCUUCUGCAAACGCUCUCUCGCUCUUGCCAAACAGUGACUGCUGAUCCAGGCCAGUAAAGUUUCUUCGGAGAGUUUGUAGCGAAUUCACUCAGAGGCCAAGAUGAGAUUGAUUGUCACACUUGGAGGCUGUGCCUUUUGAGAAAAAAAAACUAAACUAACUGAAGAGCAACAAUGUAAGAAAGCUGCUGCCACGAUACUUCCUGUGCUAAGUAUGGGGUAUCGUCCUUUUUUUAAAUCCAAAUCUGUCAGUAAAAAUGAGAGCAACAACUUUAUCCUACAGGGUGUGCCACCUUUAGGUCCUAUACCACUUAUUUGUGCUGCUGCUGUUUAUUCUGUAUCUCGGGGGCGUCAGUCAGCAGUUUCACCUCACACUACUGUAAGCAAGGUGUAAAAAGCGUUGCAUCGUGAGCACAUUUAUCAUAAUAUUCCUGCAAGAUAUGAUCUGGGUAUAUAUAAGUACCUCUACUUGAUGAAAACCUUAGAUAACCCAGUAUAGACUCAUGGACUGAGCCUCAUUUCAUGCCAGCUGAAGCAAUUAAUAUCUAAGAGGGAGAUUUCAGUCAGGAAUAUUUGAAAUGAUGUCCAGAUAACGUGUUAUGUUUAAAAAUCCCUAUACUGUGCGAGGAUGUGUUUUUUUUCAGUAUUACUGUGUUAAUGACAGUUAUAAAUGGUACUGGAGACCUCAUUAGUUGGUUUUCAUGGAUCAAAGAGAAAACUGCAGUGCAGAAAAGAAGGUUCCUGCUCAGCGUUUCCUAAUGAAUGAGGCAUGGUGAUUUGUCCUCCGAGGAUUUGAUGCGUUGUUUCUGAUCAUUUACUGGUCGUAAUCAGAGAUAACCAAAGCAUUUAUGAAAGAGUAACAACAGGGUCACUUCCAGAGGUGGUUAGUAUCGGUGUGGUGAUUGUAAAUAUUUUUAAGUCCAGAAAAAAUAAAAACUUAAAUCCUACUAAUAAUGACAUACUUGGGAUGUAUUUAACAAUCAAUGAAUUAGAUGGUGGUUAUAUAGCACUUUUCCUUUCAUAAGCACAAUGACGAGUGUCCAUAAUGAGCUGAAAUUUAAACAAAUAUAUUCAGUAGAUGUGACUGAAGGGUAUGACCCUUUGUAUGACUAAAUCUGUGAUUGGUUACUCAACCCGUUGUACCACUUUUGUAACGUACCAAUGGUUUGUCACUCAUUAUUUGAUUCUUUUAAAGUAAAUUUUCGUAGGAGAGUCUGUGAUCAUUAGUAUACAUAUCUGGUCUCCUCCUGAUAUAGAGUAACUAAUUUAUUGGAUGUCUGUCGGAGGUUCUUAUGUGUAAGUGUUUUUUUUUUUUUUUGCUUGUUUGUUUUUCAGAAGAAAACAUAACGUCACUGUAUUUGAACUAUUGUACCUUUAUGCAUUUAUGUUGUCAAACUACAUCUAGACACUGUUUAGAAGUAUACUUGUAGAAGUGCAGUGUUUUUCUUCUACCAUUGAUAAACUAACUUCUUUUUUUAUAUUUUUUAUUUCCUGUUUGACAUUUAUCCAGGUGUAUCAGGUGACUUUGAUUCAGUGCAAGAUAAUUGUUUUGGUUUUGUUUUGUUUUUUUAUUCUCGUAUUUGUCUUCUGCAGUCUGUGGUUUUUCAACAGUGAUAUAGUUUGGUCUCGUCUGUCUUCCUUGCUGCUUCUUGGCAGACACUAAUGUACUAACUCAGAGUUGUUAGUGAGCUGGCGCACUUGCCUACAUUUCAUUAUUUUUAAUGAGAAAUUCUCUUAAACCAGACUACUAUAAGUGCUGUAUGAGUAAGUAAAUAUUGUCUGCUUGAUGCACAACAAACCUCUUUCAGUCCUUUUAUUUUUUUCUCCUCAUUGUGUCUUUAUGUUUGGAUGUCUUUAUGUAUCCAUGUGGAGAGAAAUCAUCUUAAUCAGCCACUGGAGCACAUCUCAGUGUUUGAUGUUAAAAAUGAAUAUUUACCCACACCUUCAUGUUUCUAGUUUGACCUUUUUGGCCUUUUGUAUUCAUGAUCAUGCCAUUGGGUUAAAAGAAGGUAAAAAGAAAAAAGAAACCUGGAAGGUGCACACCCAGAAAACUUCUCAAAAAAAAACCCUGUUAGAACAACAUGUGGGGAAACACUUUUAGUGGCUGAUACAGAAUGAUCUCUGAGGACCUCUACUUAGACCUCUGUGUUGUUAGUUCCUGUUUAUGUGAGUUCUGAAAGUGCGUAUCAUUGAAUAGUAACAUAUUAAAUAUUGACAUCGGCCAGCAUUUAUAAAUAAUGUAUAUAAAUGUACACCCUUUAUAUUCAUAUCUAGUUUGUAUAAUGUAAAUAGCAAUUAAAAAUAUAGUCCAAUUAAAAAUAUAAAUGUAAUCAUUUUCAAAGUGCUUUUAAACCUUGUUGUCCUUCAAUAUGUCUAUUUUCCUGUAUCUCUAUAUAUUUUAAUAUAUUGCCGACAGAUAUUGUACUGUAAACGAUAUUGCAAUAAAGAUAAUGGGGUAACAUAUGUGUGUUAGUAUGUGUGCCUGUUGUGAAAUUUAUUUAUAUUUGAUAACUACUGAUAAGUCUCUAAUGAAAA